GAGAUCUUCUAGUGAAAGCAGAGGACCUUGCUUCUUCUGCUGGGGCAGUGACUAGCUAUGGGGGAAACUAUAUAACACUGGCGGGGCUGUUGAAUUUGCACAGUUGUUCAACAGUCCUACAGUGCUUAGGAGGUUGAAAGCGUUUGACAAUGAAGGCUCUGAUCUUAGUAAGCUGCGUGUUGGCCGCCGCCACCGCCCAAUACCACCACCCCCUGUACUACCCCCAGCAUAUCCCCGUGCUCGACCACAACGGCGUCCCUGUCGAACCCGCCGCCAACCAACUCGCCCGCGCCGCCCAUUACGCCGCCCAUGCCGAAGCCAAUGCUCGCACUGGUCAUUAUCCAAUUUACGCCGCCCCCGUUAUCCACAAUGCUCUUCCUGCCGACACCCCUGAAGUCGCCGCCGCCAGAGCCCAACACUUUGCUGACUACGCUGUUGCCGCCCAACGUAACGGCGUCCAUGUUUUACCACUAGCUCACACCGCCGCCGCCGCCCAUCCCAUCGACACCCCCGAAGUCCAAUUGGCCAAAGCCGCCCAUUUUGCCGCUCACGCCGCCGCCAGAUCUGGACUUCACAUCCGCAAAAGACGCGCCUUGUACCAUCAUUAUCCAGUGAUUGGAGCUGAUGGUGUUCCAGUCAAUACUCCCGAAGUCCAGGCUGCUACUGCUGCCCAUUUGGCUGCACAUGCUGCUGUGAGAGGAGUUCCUUUGGAUACUCCCGAAGUCCAGGCUGCCAAAGCUAAGCAUUUCCAAGCCCAUGCUGAAGCUUUACACAGGACUGGAGCUGUGGGUAUUGCCCCAUAUUAUUAUGGAGGUUUGUACCAACCCCAUGCUGUGAUUGGACAUGAUGGGCAUCCAGUCGAAACGCCGGAAGUUCAGUUGGCUAAAGCUGCCCAUUUUGCAGCCCAUGCUGCCGCCAGACACUACUACUAGAUCGGCCUUCAAGUGGUUUUUUGUUAAGGAAAAUUUGUAAAUAAAAUUUUAAUAAAACCAUUAAGAAAUU
This is a messenger RNA of Tribolium castaneum (red flour beetle), 1002 nucleotides long. It is a transcript of the gene Cpr92F, whose product is annotated as Cuticular protein 92F. The record is from RefSeq and is a predicted model, not a curated record. The transcript is spliced from 2 exons. Bases 150 to 932 code for a protein of 260 amino acids. Lineage: Eukaryota; Metazoa; Arthropoda; Insecta; Coleoptera; Tenebrionidae.